UAAGGGAGACAAAGGCGGUUGGGCGUGGUGCUGCUGGACACCCACCCCCUCGUGUGCCACAGUGCCAGACUCCAUAGGCGCUGCUACUUCUCGUUACUAACAGUCACUUGCCCCCGGCAGUCUGUUACAGGCUACACGGGGGAUCUUUGUCUUUCUUGUUUGUGCGCGCGCGUAUUGACUGUGACAUCACACGUGGGAGGUCUGGACCAAGUUGGACAUGGAGGAGCACGUGACCCGAGUAACGUUUAAAAGGGGAGACGGGGAGAGGAUUUCAGUGACUUGGUGACCAACGCUGAGCACCGACAACCUCCGAUUAGCAGGACGCUCAGCUGCUACGUACGGUGGAACGAAAGAAAAUUCAACGUACCAUGUCCAUCUCGGCCCUACCGCUGCUGCUGCUGCUUGGGGUGGUGGGAGCCCAGCAGGAGAGGACCGUCUGCGCGGGCAUCAACGGGAUCCCCGGACAGCCCGGAGCUCCGGGGCAGCACGGGACCCCUGGGGCCCCCGGGAGGGACGGCAGAGACGGCGUUACCGGAGCACCUGGAGCCAAGGGAGACCUCGGGGCUCGAGGCUUGACUGGAGACCCAGGUCUGCCGGGAAAGCUGGGCCCUCUUGGCCAACCAGGGCGCGCGGGGACUCCGGGAGUCCCAGGUGAGCAGGGCGAAAGAGGCGAGAAAGGCGAGCGGGGAGAGAGCGGCGUGGGGCCCAGGUCAGCCUUCUCUGCGAAGGUCGGCGCCUACACGCCGGCAGCCGGCGCUCCAAUGACGUUCAACGUCAUCAUCACCAACCCGCAGGGCCACUACAACCCCGGCACGGGGAAGUUCACCUGCGCCCAUCCAGGCGUCUACUAUUUCACGCUGUACAUGCAUGCCCAUGAAAAGCACCUCGUGAUUAUGAUCAUGAAAAACGGGAAGGUCGUCUCUAAGGUGUGCGGUGAGAAAUUCAACGCAAUAAGUGGCAGCGUCGUGCUGAGUCUCAAAGCCGAGGAUGAGGUUUGGCUGGAGAUGGAGGCUCCAUACAUAAAUUUGUUCUUCAACGUGCACAGAGAUGCGGUGUUCAGCGGCUAUAUCCUGUACCCCGAGUGAAUCGUUUUUGUUUCUAUCGGCGUGUCUGGGAAGACAGAUUGGGAACACAAUAACACACACGCAUAUGUACCCCCUCCCCCCGUGAUAAACAAAGCUUUUGGGUAACAUCUCAGAAAAAUACCCAGCAAAUAUGCUCGGCUUGCCCAAUGCUGUGGUAAUGACUGCAAAUUUUCGGAUGUGAAAUUUUCUCACCAGAGGAAAAAUAGAGCCAGCACUUUUUCUCAGCCACCUUUCUCCAUGUCAGCCAGGGUGUCUGGGCGAUUAUGAAUCGGUUAGACAAUGCAGAGAGACAUAGCUGCAUGCACCAACUGAAAAAGUCCUGAAACCUCACCAAUUUUCACAUCCGGCAUCGGCAGUGAAGGGGGAAAUAUUCCAAUUCCAGCUGAUAGCUAAGAGUUGCUCAUUUCUAACAUGGGAGAGAGAGGAGAGGGGAUCAAUUUUCUCUCCCGUGCAAUUCCCUCAAUAUUUUGCAUCGGACGGCAACAGAAAGAAGGACAAUAACUCCAUCUGGAAUACUGGGAAUCUUAACAAGAUUUGGAAUGUAGUAACUAUGCCUUGGUUCGUUACGCACAAGGACGUGACCCAACUGUGGCGGAUAACAAUUUCUUGACAACCAAGUACAACCAAUUCUUCAAACUCUCGGCGACAAUAAUAACACGUGUCUACAGAACCCUGCAGUUCACCGACUUCACACAGCGACCCCGCGUGUCAACAAUGACGGAAACCACGUCGACUUACACAGGUAGAGACCACCGUGAGGACCGUUCACACCAACCCUGAUGCACGCCUCAACUCCUGGGCGACGAGGCAACGUACCAGAUGCACUGGGUACGCAAAUUCACCAUCGAGGUCGACUACAGCGUCAGGGACACCCCCAGGACUCAACGGUAGAGCCGUACUCCCAAAAUUCAACACAGAAUCAACCUCGGUCUUGCAUUGCACUCACAACAGUGCUCUUAUGGGAUCUAUGCAGCGGCAGUCUCGGGAUUUGUGUUUUGCGCUUCCAAAAGCGCUCUGAGUGACUCCAUGCAGUGACAGUCUCGGGACUUGGCUGGAAAUUCCAGCAGUGGUCUGAACAUAAGACUCACACAGAGACCCAUAGACUCACACAGAGACCCAUAGACUCACACAGAGACCCAUAGACUCACACAGAGGCCCGUAGACUCACACAGAGACCUGUAGACUCACACAGAGGCCCGUAGACUCACACAGAGACCCAUAGACUCACACAGAGACCCAUAGACUCACACAGAGACCCAUAGACUCCCUCAGAGACCCAUAGACUCACACAGAGACCCAUAGACUCACACAGAGAUCCUUAGACUCACACAGAGACCCAUAGACUCACACAGAGACCCAUAGACUCACACAGAGACUCAUAGACUCCCUCAGAGACCCAUAAUUUGUGGUCCUUCCCCUCUCUCUUCUGAUUCGCACGGUUGGCUAUGUAUGGUGCGAAAGAAGUUCAACGUACAUACAUACACACGCACACACAGGGCACGCUUGUUGGGAAUUAUUUGUUACUUAGCCACGAAGUUAGAAAUGGGAUUGUAGUCAAUAGUUUUCACUGCACCAUCUAUCAAGUAGGUUCACGUGGCCCCUACUGCAAUAGAACACCUUGAAAGAGAUUAAGCCUGCCUACAUAUUAUUCGCUCAAAGUUCCACGUUUGGUGAGUCCUCGCUUCCACUAUAUAACGCGCUUCUUCCAUUUCAAAACACUUUUCACUCAAUGCGGAAUGCACACCAUUAUGUUAUAACACAGAACGAUCACCGUUACAAUAGGUAACGCCGCUGCCUGUUACGACGUGGAACGCACGUACCGUUACAACGUGGAAUGCGCGCACCAUUAUAAUGCAAAAUACAAACCGUUAUAAUUCAGAACGCACGCACCGUAAUAAGAAGGAAUACGCACGCAGUUAUAAUGCUGAAUGCAUGCAACGUUACAACGCGUAUCGUGCUCAACGUUAUAACACAGAACGCUUAACAUUAUAACAGGGAACUUGUGUGCUGUUGUAACGUGGAACGUGCUCCACCGUUGCUGUAACGCGGUUUCUGAGAGGUCAGCGGGCAAAGUACUUUCUCAAGACUGCAUGAUGGCUCAACUGUUAUGGUGAAGCGGUAACGCGGAGUGAUACGGUGACACGGCGAUGCUCGGCCCGUCGGUUGACGGGGAACUACUUUUUAAGAGUGCUCCUCUCACGUUAAUGUCCUAGGGCCACAGCGUGUGGCGUUGAUGCGGACUUCUCGUCGCGUGCUUCUGUGCGUUGCUGAAAGAAAGGAGGCUUUUUUUCUUUAUUUCCAAGGGGUUUUUCGUCUGCCAUACAUAAAGGAUCUGUAAUCGUGUGAAUAUUUAUUUGUGUCAAUUUGUAUGUUUGUGUAUGCCAACUUCAAAUAGUAAACACAUGUAAAAC
Molecule: messenger RNA, 3496 nt
Organism: Lethenteron reissneri (Far Eastern brook lamprey)
Lineage: Eukaryota; Metazoa; Chordata; Hyperoartia; Petromyzontiformes; Petromyzontidae
Product: complement C1q subcomponent subunit C-like
Molecular function (GO): protein binding
Source: RefSeq, a predicted model, not a curated record